CUCUCUCUGCCCACUUCAAGGCAGCAAGGCUUUGGGUGAGUUUGGAGCCGAAGCAGAAGUCCAACUCCACCCCUUCAGCGGCUCAGGAGGACUUUCUCUUUCGGAGGCAAGCUGGGACCAAAGUCUCUCUUUCCUCUCUCUGGGCUGGUCCCAUCGUUCCCCUUCGUUCCCCUGCGCCUCUCCCCAAGUUUGCUCUCCGCAGCGCCUGGAAACCAAAGGGCGCCAUGGAUGUGGAGAACCAAGACGUGCUGCUGGAGGUGGAGGAGGAGGAGGAAGAGGAAGGAGGAGAAGGGGAGGAAGAGGAUGGGGAGACCGUCUUGGAAGAACUGGAACAAACUAUUAUCCCCAGCUAUGGAGCUGUAACCAACCAGCAGCCACUACACAUGCCAGAAUGGGCUGAGUUUAAUUUGCAACCUGAUUCACUGUACUUCAAUGAUGGCCAGAGAAGAAUUGACUUCGUUUUAGUCUAUGAAGAUGAGAAUAAAAAAGAGGGCCAUAAGAAGAGCUUCCACAGAAAGCAAAUGAGAAAGAGGCAAGCGUAUCAGUCUAACCUGAUCAGCCGUGGCUUACAGCUUGAAGCAACAAGGUCGGUCUUGGAUGAAAAGUGUAUAUUUGUAAAAGUGCAUGUGCCCUGGGAAGUCCUGUGCAGAUAUGCGGAGAUCAUGCAUAUUCGAUUGCCUCUGCAGCCCAGUGAUCUGAAAACCCAUGAUUCAGCAUUUGGCUGGAUUAGAAAAUUCUUCAGUGUGGAUAAAGAAAUCAUCAAGCCAGAGCAAGAUUUUUUUACUGCUCCAUUUGAAAAUGACCGUUUAUCAGAUUUUUAUAUUCAAGACAAGGAUACAUUCUUCACUCCAGCAACACGGAGCCGAAUAGCUUACUUUAUCCUUUGUCGUGGGGAAUACGCCAUUCGAGACAAUGUGAAAAAGUUUGGGAUUAAUAAACUAUUAGAUUCUGGAAUCUACAAGGCAGCUUUUCCACUGCACGAUUCAAGAUUUAACCAUCAAUCACAGGAUCCUGCCUGCCCAAAUGAACGGUACCUGCUAUACAGGGAAUGGGCUCAUCCUCGAAAUAUUUUAAAAUUACAACCCCUGGAUCUUGUCAGGAAAUAUUAUGGUGAGAAAAUUGGGAUCUAUUUUGCUUGGCUGGGAUUCUAUACUCAAAUGUUACUCCUGGCAGCAAUAGUUGGACUUGGAUGCUUUUUGUAUGGAUAUUUCACCAAGGACAAUUGUACUUGGAGCCAAGAAGUAUGUGACCCUAAUAUAGGAGGAAACAUCAUCAUGUGUCCACAGUGUGAUCAAGAAUGUACUUACUGGAAUCUCAACAUUACCUGUGAAUCAUCCAAGAAGCUGUGUAUAUUUGAUAGCUUUGGAACACUAGUGUUUGCAGUAUUUAUGGGAAUAUGGGUUACUCUGUUUCUGGAGUUUUGGAAACGGCGACAGGCUGAGUUGGAAUAUGAAUGGGACACUGUUGAAUUCUUAGAACAAGAAGAGCAAGUACGUCCAGAGUAUGAAGCAAGAUGUCGUCAUAUAGUAGUGAAUGAAAUCACACAGCAAGAAGAGCAUGUCCCAUAUACAACCUGUGGAAAGUGCAUAAGGAUGACCUUCUGUACAAGUGCAGUCUUAUUCUGGAUCCUGCUCAUUGUAGCCUCAGUUAUUGGCAUCAUUGUUUACAGACUCUCUGUUUUUCUGGUAUUUUCUGCAACGCUCCCGAGGCAUAUCAAUGGAACAGAAGCAAUCCAGAAGUACUUGACUCCACAAGCAGCAACUUCUGUGUCUGCUUCCAUCAUCAGCUUUAUAAUCAUUAUGAUUCUGAACAUGGUCUAUGAGAAAGUGGCAAUCAUGAUUACUGACUUUGAACUACCAAGAACACAGACAGAGUAUGAAAACAGCCUGACAACAAAGAUGUUUUUAUUCCAAUUCGUCAACUAUUAUUCUUCAUGUUUCUAUAUUGCAUUCUUCAAGGGUAAAUUUGUGGGAUACCCAGGUGACCCUGUUUAUUGGCUAGGAAAAUACAGAAAUGAAGAGUGUGAUCCAGGUGGAUGUCUUCUUGAACUUACAACACAGCUGACAAUUAUAAUGGGAGGCAAAGCUAUAUGGAAUAACAUUCAAGAAGUGCUUCUUCCGUGGCUUAAGAAUCUGAUUGGAAGAUGCUGCUCUGCUAAUCGGUCAGAAAAGAUUCUCCCACGUUGGGAAGAGGACUACCACCUGCAAUCCAUUGGCAAACUUGGAUUGUUUUAUGAGUAUCUUGAAAUGGUCAUACAGUUUGGAUUUGUCACCUUAUUUGUGGCAUCAUUCCCACUGGCACCCCUUCUGGCUCUCAUUAACAAUCUUCUGGAAAUUCGUGUGGAUGCUUGGAAGAUUACAACACAGUUUCGACGCAUGGUUCCUCAGAAGGCUCAGGGCAUAGGAGCAUGGCAGCCAAUCAUGCAAGGAAUUGCCCUUCUUGCUGUGGUGACAAAUGCAAUGAUCAUUGCUUUUACUUCUGAUAUGAUUCCUCGCCUGGUGUAUUACUGGUCCUUUUCAGUCGCUCCAUAUGGAAAUCAUAGCAGCCACACUAUGAAGGGCUACAUAAACAACACACUCUCUGUCUUUGCUGUAUCAGACUUCAGAAAUGAAAGCAAGCCAGCUUUUCACCCCAGAUUUGCCAAUCAAACAACAUGCAGGUACCGGGAUUUCCGCUACCCUCCUGGGCAUGAAUAUCAAUAUUACCACAAUAUCUACUACUGGCAUGUUAUUGCAGCCAAAUUAUCAUUCAUCAUUGUCAUGGAGCAUAUCAUAUACUUUGUGAAGUUUGUUAUUUCAUACAUCAUCCCAGAUGUGUCAAAGGAAACCAAAAGCAAAAUUAAACGAGAGAAAUAUUUAACACAGAUGCUGCUGCAUGAGAAUCCCCUGAAAGCUAUGAAGAAAAAUAUAGGGAACAUUGCUGACAAAUUCAUGAAAGAAGUUGAUUGCACCCUCCGACCUAAAUAUGAAUAAAGACAUGAUGCACCGAGAGUGAGGUUUAUAAAGAUGUGUGACUGUUUCAGCGAAAACAAAGAAGACUUGGAUCUAAGACAUGGGAUCAAGUUCAAGAAAAGAAGUGAAAAAAAUGAUGAAAUUUACAGAGAGGAUAAAUGGGGAAACCCCAUCUUCUCAAGUUCUUCUGCAUCUCAGAAUGUUACAUGAGAUUCUGUUAAAAUUUAGUAGACCUGGCAACCUAAGACAGCUGUGUUUAGAGUGCACUCUGAAACAUCAUUUAAUGUUAACUUUUUUCCCUGAUGGAUUUUUGUGAACUGCUUUUUGAAUCUUCAAACCAAGGCAGUCUUUUUCUCUUUUUACAAAUACCUUUUCUAUCCGGAUUAAUCAGUGCUCUGGAUCAUUUCUUGCAAAUACAUUUUUGUGGCAUUUGGUUCCCCACCCGAUUUUGUUUUUUGAUGCAUUUGUUGUCAGAUGAAUGGCAGAGAAUUUCCAGGACAUUUUCUACCUUGGUUGGUACAUGGGAGUGGUAAAACCAUACAGUGUGAAUAUGCAUGGUACCAUCGACCUGCAGGCUUCACCAUUACAAGUAGAAUGGGAACUCUCUGAAAAUUAACAUGCUUUUAUCCAAAUGCUCAACAAGGAGAUUUGUGAAUCUGAGCAUAUUGCCAGUUGAAUCAAACUGAGUGCUCUCAUCACAGUCCUCGUAUAGAUGCCUUUCUCUGGCCUUAUUAACUGCACCUGAUGCUGCAUUCUGCACGUCUGGCACUAGAAUCCAGCUCAAAUAAAUGAGCUCUGAUGGAGCAGGAAAAUGCUUCUGGAGAUUAACAUGGAGAAUUACCAGGUGCUUCCCCAACCGUUCCAAUGUAGCAAUGGCACAUCAGAUUUUGAAAAUGGAGGAAAAACCGAAAAGGGCAUCAUGGUGUCUCUGUGUGUAUAAGCACUCAUUAACAUUUCAUUCUUGUAGUUUUGUUUUAUAUACAUUAUUGUUUGCUUAAAAUAAAUCAUGCAAGUGAAUGCAAACACGUGUGAAAGUAUAAAUAAUUCAGUAAAUGCAAAAGUUUGAUAUAACACAGGAAAGCAAUAGUUAGAAUGGGUUGUACUGUCUGCUGAAUCAAGAUAUCCAUUUUCAAAGAUUCUGACUUAUUGAUUAGAAAUGGUGAUGCAAUCAGUUUAGAGUAUUUGAUAGUAAUGGUUCCUUUAUUAAGGCACUUUUACUAGUGAUUAUGACCAAGCAUGUUGUGCUCUUAUAACCACUCAUGAUGUAUUCUGAUAUUUUGAUUUUUAAAACUAGAAUAAUCCUAUGGAUAUAUAAUUAGAAGAAAGAUCCACUAAGUUCAAUAAGUUUUACUAUCAGGUAAGGGUUCAGGAUUGUGAUCAGCUGAAAAUUUGUUAGAUGUUGCUGGACAUAACUGGAUUCUGUAGUUUUACCAGUGUUAUGGAGUCUUCCAAUGGCAAAUCUGUGGAUGUAGAGGUAAGGGCUUCCAAGUACCAUCUAGCUCAGUGUUUCCUAGCCUGUGGUCCUUGGACCACCAGUGGUCCGCAAGAACUAAAAUAUGGCCCAUGGCCUCACUGUUAUUACACCAUUGCAACGAGAGAGAUUGGUCUCGCAAAACCCUCUUAUAGUGCUAAGUCUUAUUAACUAUGAUUUUCUGUGGGUGAGCAAAUGGUGAUUACUGGAUGGCAUAUGUUCUGUAUCAGAAACUAGAGCUGAUGUGGUCCAAUGCAUUUUUUUCUGAAUCAGCACCCCAAAUAACGAAACUGAAUCUAAAGUUGACCAAAACCUUAUUCAUAACCCUUUCAGUACUAAUGUUGGAGAUUGGCCCCUGGUCAAGUGGUCCCUGGUUAAAAAAAAGGUUGGGAACCACUGAUCUAGCUGUAGGCUUUUACUGGAAGACUGCAAUUGUUGGUGUUUCAGAAGAUUUAACACUGUUUCAAGGAACUCCCAGUAUCGAGGCUGAGGUUUAUUUAUAUUUAAACAAAAGCAAGGAAGCCAAGGCCAUAUUUACUUAUAGAUAGAAACUUAAGUCAUAAAUCUUUAAUGGUCUGGCCAAAAUAACGGAAAUGUAGCACAUAGCUGGAGUAACACACGCCAAAGUCAAGAGUCCAUUUAAUGCAGACAAGCCAAGUACUAUACAGCCAGGUCAGAAACAAGAACAAACAAUAAUUGGGGUUCCAAACCAAUGGUUAGAUGCCAGGAAUUCAU
This is a messenger RNA of Anolis sagrei ordinatus, 5157 nucleotides long. It is a transcript of the gene ANO6, whose product is annotated as anoctamin 6. Gene Ontology annotation, cellular component: plasma membrane. NCBI's taxonomy places the organism in Eukaryota, Metazoa, Chordata, Lepidosauria, Squamata, Anolidae. Gene Ontology annotation, biological process: chloride transmembrane transport; calcium activated phosphatidylcholine scrambling; calcium activated phosphatidylserine scrambling. The record is from RefSeq and is a predicted model, not a curated record. Gene Ontology annotation, molecular function: protein dimerization activity; chloride channel activity.